Messenger RNA from Bombina bombina (fire-bellied toad), 1603 nucleotides. It is a transcript of the gene DDA1, whose product is annotated as DET1 and DDB1 associated 1. Gene Ontology annotation, biological process: positive regulation of proteasomal ubiquitin-dependent protein catabolic process. Gene Ontology annotation, cellular component: Cul4-RING E3 ubiquitin ligase complex. The transcript has 5 exons. Lineage: Eukaryota; Metazoa; Chordata; Amphibia; Anura; Bombinatoridae. The coding region runs from base 75 to 380 and encodes 101 amino acids. The record is from RefSeq and is a predicted model, not a curated record.
UUGGUGGGCGGAACCUAUUGCAGUACGGGUUGUGUGAGAGGGGAGAGGCCGGAGUAGCUGUGAGAAGGCUAAAGAUGGCGGAUUUCUUGAAAGGAUUACCUGUCUACAACGAAAGUAACUUUAGCAGAUUCCAUGCAGACUCUGUGUGUAAAGCAUCUAACAGAAGACCGUCGGUUUAUCUCCCCACAAAAGAAUAUCCUUCUGCCCAAAUUAUAGUAACAGAGAAAACAAACAUACUUUUACGUUAUUUACAUCAACAGUGGGACAAAAAGAAUGCUGCAAAGAAAAGAGACCAAGACCAGUUAGAAAUAGGUGAAACCUCUGCCCCUCCUCGAAAGAUCGCUCGGACAGACAGCCAAGAAAUGAAUGAGGACACAUAAACUCCAACCACUGCUCUUAUUAACCGCACACAGGUCCCCUUUCUCUGUGUCCCAUCCUUACUACACAGGAGCUUCCUGCAAUGUGUGUGUGUGAGGGGGAGGAAGGUGGAUGUCGCUGCCUUUUCUCUAUUUCACAAUUCGUCUCCCCAGCCCCAUGCAUCCCAUUUCUCUUUUGAUCUCAUAGGAGCCAAAAGUGUAUUUAUUUCUUCCAGAUUUUAUUUAUGCUGUAUUGCAUACAGUUUUGAGAGGAUGGAAUACCCUUUGUUUUUUUUUUUUAUAUUAUUAAAUAUUUAAUUUUUUUGUUUUUUUUAAGUUGGCGCUCCCCCUUUUUUUUAUUUUGAAACUUGUUUCUUGUUGACUGAACUCUGUUUUAAAAAGAAGCAGGAAUGGGAAAACAACAACUGUUUUUGUGGUCAGCGAAAUACACCUGCAAAUGAGGGUUUGGGGAAAAAAAAGUCUUGUAAUUGGGUCGUUAAGGUAGUUCUUUAAAUGACUCCUCUUCUGCUAAUACAUUAUUGUGCUAUCCGUGAAAACAAUAUCCUGAUUGACACCUUUGUUUGCAUGCAGUGUGUUUCUACACUUUAUUGCACCACAGACAUUUUCGUAGGCAGUUGGAAUGCUGAGCACUGGCCGUUCUGUUUUCAUGUUUGUGGUAAAAACGUAGCCAUGAGUUAUUAGAAUUGGUAACUUUAGUCCAGGGUGUAGAGUAGUUUGACUUUAUACUCUGCUUAGCUUCAGCACAACAUCCAACCAAUAGCUUUGGCUAAACAUUGGUUGAUUAUGCUGUGUAUAUACUAUCAGGAUUCUGCCCUAGAGGGAACUUUAUCACAAAAAAAGAAAUGAUGUAUUAAACUGUUCAUAUCCAGCUUAAAUUAAGCCGUGUAUAUACGUAGCUAAAGACAACUGUUCAUGCAGAAAACUGCAUAUUGUGGCAAUAUAUAGGAUUCCAUCUCUAAAGUGUUUAUAUUUUGUGGCUUAUAGUCCCUAGAGGAGUGAUACAGACAUCUGUACAGCCACCAAUAAUAGGACCCAGAAAUGAAGCACUGCUUUGUUUCUCCCUCUAGCAGGAUGGAAGUCAACAUUACCAUUUAAACCUUAACAAAUUAUAUAUAUAUAUUUUUUGUAAAUUUGACUUUGCCUUUAUCAUUUACUAAGGUCUUUUUGGGAAGAACAACAGCAUUGUUUUAAAGUGUAUUUUAUGUCAUUAAAAUACUUUGAAAUCA